UCAGGACCUGCCCGGGGCGCGGGGUCGCCGGAAGCCAAGUGGGAGCCCUCCUCGGGUUGCUUUCCAUCGAUUCUCAUCUGUGACCCUACCCCGGCUGCUCUUCCCAGCACAACUCCGGUGCAAAGGCUUGGCUCAUGCUCGACAGCCAGGAGAGAAAAAAACCUGAGGGACAAUGGAUGCAAAAGCCCGCAAUUGUUUGCUUCAACAUAGAGAAGCUCUGGAAAAGGACAUCAAAACCUCCUACAUCAUGGAUCACAUGAUCAGUAACGGCGUCUUAACUGUCGUAGAGGAAGAAAAGGUCAAAAGUCAGGCCACUCAAUAUCAACGAGCUGCUGCUUUAAUUAAAAUGAUACUUAAUAAAGACAACUGCGCCUACAUUUCAUUCUACAACGCCCUACUACAUGAGGGCUACAAAGACCUCGCUGGGCUUCUGCAUAGCGGUCUUCCUCUUGUGUCCUCUUCCAGUGGCAAGGACACAGACGGUGGAAUAACUUCCUUUGUAAGGACCGUGCUGUGUGAAGGUGGAGUACCACAGAGGCCAGUUGUUUUUGUUACUAGAAAGAAGCUGGUCAAUGCGAUUCAGCAGAAGCUCUGGAAAUUGAAUGGAGAGCCAGGGUGGGUCACCAUAUAUGGAAUGGCAGGCUGUGGCAAGUCUGUAUUAGCUGCAGAAGCUGUUCGAGAUCAUUCGCUCUUAGAAGGUUGUUUUUCAGGGGGUGUACACUGGGUUUCCAUUGGAAAACAAGACAAAUCUGGGCUUCUAAUGAAACUGCAGAAUCUUUGCACGAGGUUGGAUCAAGAAGAGAGUUUCUCUCAGAGGCUUCCACUUAAUAUUGAGGAGGCCAAAGACCGUCUCCGGGUUCUGAUGCUGCGCAAACAUCCAAGGUCUCUGCUGAUCUUGGAUGAUGUUUGGGAUCCAUGGGUGUUAAAAGCUUUUGACAAUCAGUGUCAGAUUCUUCUUACAACCAGAGAUAAGAGUGUUACAGAUUCAGUAAUGGGUCCUAAGCAUGUUGUCCCUGUGGAGAGUGGUCUAGGGAAAGAGAAGGGACUUGAGAUCUUGUCACUUUUUGUUAACAUGAAGAAAGAAGACUUGCCAGUGGAGGCUCACAGUAUUAUAAAGGAAUGCAAAGGUUCUCCUCUCGUAGUGUCUUUAAUUGGUGCGCUUUUACGUGAUUUUCCCAAUCGCUGGGCAUACUACCUCAGACAGCUUCAGAAUAAGCAGUUUAAGAGAAUAAGGAAAUCUUCAUCUUAUGAUUAUGAGGCUCUGGAUGAAGCCAUGUCUAUAAGUGUUGAAAUGCUCAGAGAAGACAUCAAAGACUAUUACACAGAUCUUUCCAUCCUUCAGAAGGAUGUCAAGGUACCUACAAAGGUGCUAUGUGUUCUCUGGGACUUGGAGACUGAAGAAGUUGAAGACAUUCUGCAGGAGUUCGUUAAUAAGUCUCUCUUAUUCUGUAAUCGGAAUGGAAAGUCAUUUUGUUAUUAUUUACAUGAUCUUCAAGUAGAUUUUCUUACAGAGAAGAAUCGAAGUCAACUUCAGGAUCUGCACAGGAAGAUGGUCACUCAGUUUCAGAGGUAUUACCAGCCGCAUACGCUAUCUCCAGAUCAGGAGGACUGCAUGUAUUGGUACAACUUCCUAGCCUAUCACAUGGCCAGUGCCAAUAUGCACAAAGAACUUUGUGCAUUAAUGUUUUCCCUGGAUUGGAUCAAAGCAAAAACAGAACUUGUCGGCCCUGCUCAUCUGAUUCAUGAGUUUGUGGAAUAUAGGCAUAUAUUGGAUGAAAAGGAUUGUGCAGUCUGUGAGAAUUUUCAAGAGUUUUUAUCUUUAAAUGGACACCUUCUUGGACGACAGCCAUUUCCUAAUAUUGUACAGCUGGGCCUCUGUGAACCAGAAACUUCCGAAGUUUAUCAACAAGCAAAGCUGCAGGCCAAGCAGGAGGUGGAUACUGGGCGGCUUUACCUGGAAUGGAUAAACAAAAAAACUAUCAAGAAUCUGUCCCGCUUAGUUGUCCGCCCCCACACAGAUGCUGUUUACCACGCAUGUUUUUCUCAGGAUGGUCAGAGAAUAGCUUCUUGUGGAGCUGAUAAAACCUUACAGGUGUUCAAGGCCGAGACAGGAGAGAAGCUUCUUGACAUCAAAGCUCACGAAGACGAGGUGCUGUGCUGCGCAUUCUCUUCAGAUGACAGUUACAUAGCAACCUGCUCAGUGGAUAGGAAAGUUAAGGUUUGGGAUUCUGCGACUGGGAAGCUAGUGCACACCUACGACGAGCACUCGGAGCAAGUCAAUUGCUGCCAUUUCACCAACAAGAACAAUCACCUUCUGGCCACCGGCUCCAAUGACUGCUUCCUCAAGCUCUGGGAUUUGAAUCAAAAAGAAUGUCGAAACACCAUGUUUGGUCACACGAACUCAGUCAGCCACUGCAGGUUCUCACCAGACGAUGAGCUCUUGGCGAGUUGCUCGGCUGAUGGGACUUUAAAGCUUUGGGAUGUGAGAUCAGCAAACGAGAGGAAAAGCAUUAAUGUGAAGCGCUUCUUCCUGAGUUCUGAAGACCCUCCAGAGGAUGUGGAGGUGAUGGUCAAAUGUUGUUCCUGGUCUGCAGAUGGUGACAAAAUAAUAGUGGCAGCAAAAAACAAAGUCCUCCUUUUUGAUAUUCAUACUAGUGGCCUUUUGGCAGAGAUCCAUACAGGUCAUCACAGCACCAUCCAGUACUGCGACUUCUCCCCCUGUGACCAUUUGGCAGUGAUUGCCCUGUCUCAGUUCUGUGUGGAGUUGUGGAACAUAGACUCCCGCAUAAAGGUGGCUGACUGCAGAGGACAUUUAAGUUGGGUUCAUGGUGUGAUGUUUUCUCCUGAUGGCUCGUCAUUUUUGACAGCUUCUGAUGACCAAACAAUAAGGGUCUGGGAGACAAAAAAGGUAUGCAAGAACUCUGCCAUCGUGCUCAAGCAGGAGAUAGAUGUCGUGUUUCAAGAAAACGAAAUGAUGGUCCUUGCAGUUGACAACAUAAGAGGUCUACAACUCAUUGCUGGGAACACUGGCCAGACUGACUACCUGCCUGAAGCGCAAGCGAGCUGCUGCUGCCUCAGCCCACACCUUGAGUAUGUUGCAUUCGGCGACGAGGAUGGAGCCAUUAAGAUUAUCGAACUCCCAAACAACAGAGUUUUCAGUUCUGGGAUUGGGCACAAGAAAGCUGUACGACACAUCCAGUUCACAGCUGAUGGGAAGACACUGAUUUCAAGUUCUGAAGAUUCUGUGAUUCAGGUAUGGAAUUGGCAGACAGAGGACUAUGUAUUUUUGCAAGCCCAUCAGGAAACAGUAAAGGACUUCAGGCUCCUGAAAGAUUCAAGAUUGCUUUCUUGGUCAUUUGAUGGAACAGUGAAGGUGUGGAAUGUCAUCACUGGAAGAAUAGAAAGAGACUUUACUUGUCAUCAGGGCACAGUGCUUUCCUGUGCUAUCUCUUCUGAUGCCACCAAGUUUUCAUCUACUUCUGCUGAUAAGACUGCCAAGAUCUGGAGUUUUGAACGCCUUUCCCCUCUUCACGAGCUGACGGGCCAUAAUGGCUGUGUCCGCUGCUCUGCCUUUUCGAUGGAUGGCAUCCUGUUGGCAACUGGAGAUGACAAUGGAGAAAUCAGGAUAUGGAAUGUCUCAGAUGGGCAGCUUCUUCAUUUGUGUGCUCCGAUUUCAGUAGAAGAAGGAACUGCUACCCACGGAGGCUGGGUGACUGAUGUUUGCUUCUCUCCUGACAGUAAGAUGCUUGUCUCUGCUGGAGGAUAUCUUAAGUGGUGGAAUGUUGUCACUGGGGAAUCCUCACAGACCUUCUACACAAAUGGAACAAACCUCAAGAAAAUACAUGUGUCCCCUGACUUCAGAACAUACGUAACUGUUGACAAUCUUGGUAUUUUAUACAUUUUACAGGUUUUAGAGUAAAAUGGCUAAGUAUUAAUGUAGUUUAGCUCCUUAAGUUUGAAUUGGAAAAAAAAUUUCAACUCUUGUACAUGGACUUUUUAUAAAGCUGUGAAUUGUACAGCAGUAUUGCAGACAUUACAAAAGUGUUUACAGCUGGAUCAAUAAUGUGUAUAGCUGGGUGAAUCAUAGUAUAUCUCCACAAAUGAACACACUUUUACUCUAUUUUUUAAAAAAUAUAGUCAUUAUUGUUAUUAACAAUUUGCCCUUAACGUGCAAAUGAAAUGUAAAUAUGUACCUUGUUAUGCUACUGGUAAACUUCCAUGAUGCUUUCAAAUUGGUUGGCAAAAUUAAUGAGAAUAAUUUGAAGGAGUUCUGUGUUGAUGCUGUCAUUAUGCAGGCUAUGCCGCAAGGUAAAACAGUUGGUUUUUUGGGAGGCAGAGGCAGGCGGAUUUCUGAG
This is a messenger RNA of Arvicanthis niloticus (Nile rat), 4355 nucleotides long. Lineage: Eukaryota; Metazoa; Chordata; Mammalia; Rodentia; Muridae. The record is from RefSeq and is a predicted model, not a curated record.